Messenger RNA from Amaranthus tricolor (Joseph's coat), 1924 nucleotides. RefSeq lists its product as uncharacterized. Lineage: Eukaryota; Viridiplantae; Streptophyta; Magnoliopsida; Caryophyllales; Amaranthaceae. The coding region runs from base 396 to 1694 and encodes 432 amino acids. The record is from RefSeq and is a predicted model, not a curated record. The transcript has 9 exons.
UUGUGGGUACGGCAAUGUGCUGCCCCAGCACUAGGACUUUUCGAUCAAGGAAUCACAGUUCAAGUUCCAGAGUCAAAUGCUCAUCCUUUGCUGCUUGGUCUAAUCUCAUUCCCAGCUCCCAUCAAAACAAACCCAUCUUUUCCUACAAGAACCAAUUUUGGUGAUAAUAAUUAUUCUAUACCUGAUCUUUAAUCUUCUACUUACAAAAUCCAGCGUUAUUCUUUAAGAAUUUCUGCUUCUGGAUCAUCGCUGAUUAGAGAGAAACUGUUUCUGGGUGCUGCUAUGCUCUCAUGUUCUUGGUGUGGAUUGAUUUUGGAUUGAAGGGAAUUGCAGUAUGCUAAGAAUUGUGGUGGGUGGUGAGUAUUGGGGAAUGACAUAUUGUGUUAGAUAAUCUGAUGGAAAAGAAGAAAAUUGAUGAACAUGAACCUGGACCUUCUUCACCCAAACCAGUGGAUAGAUUUGGGUUCAUUAAGGCAGAUAAUGGCAAUUCUCCUGAUGCUUUGAAGAGGAGCAAAUCCGCAUUUGAAUAUGAGAGGGAGGAAAGAAGAGUUCGAAAAUGGAGAAAGAUGAUUGGGGUUGGUGGGAGCGAUUGGAAACAUUAUGUAAGGAGGAAACCUCAAGUGGUUAAAAGGCGUGUUAGAAAAGGAAUCCCUGAUUGUUUAAGGGGACUUGUUUGGCAAUUGAUCUCUGGAAGUCGUGAUCUCUUGCUCAUGAAUCCUGGAGUUUAUGAGCAACUGGUAAUAUAUGAGACUUCAGCAUCUGAACUGGACAUAAUUCGAGAUAUAUCCCGUACUUUCCCAUCCCAUGUGUUCUUUCAGCAAAGGCAUGGUCCUGGUCAGAGAUCACUGUACAAUGUUCUAAAAGCAUAUUCUGUGUAUGACAGAGAUGUUGGAUAUGUUCAGGGCAUGGGAUUCAUAGCUGGUCUACUGCUUCUUUAUAUGAGUGAGGAAGAUGCAUUUUGGUUGCUGGUCGCAUUGCUUAAAGGAGCUGUUCAUGCCCCAAUGGAAGGUUUAUACCUGUCAGGAUUGCCUUUGGUACAACAAUAUCUUUUCCAGUUUGAUCUUCUGGUGAAGGAAUAUUCGCCCAAGCUUGGAGAGCAUUUUUCUCAAGAGAUGAUAAAUCCUAGCAUGUAUGCCAGUCAAUGGUUCAUCACUGUGUUUUCUUACUCUUUUCCAUUUCACUUGACCCUCCGAAUCUGGGAUGUCUUUCUUUAUGAGGGUAUGAAAGUUGUCUUCAGAGUCGGAUUGGCCCUUUUGAAGAGUUGUCACGAUGAUAUGGUGACGUUACCUUUUGAGAAACUCAUACAUGCAUUGCGUAAUUUUCCUGAAGAAGUCAUGGAUCCUGAUACAUUGUUACCAUUGGCAUACUCAAUUAAGAUAUCUAAGCGUUUGGAAGAAUUGAAGUUUGAGUACGAGAAAUCACAUGGAAAAGAGGGUCAAUCUAUAACUACAAGAGGGAAGCAGAAAAAGCUAUUAGAAAGGAGUGGUUCACGGCAUAGCAACCGAGUCGAGAAGCAAAAUGGUGAAGUAACCAAGUCUGUUGAAGUUGUCUUGCAACAAAAUUUUUCAAUGCGUAGGCAUCAUUCCCAUCAAAAGGCGGAACAUGGCAAACUUGAUGGGCAAACGACUAAAUCCGAUAAGGAAUCCUUACAAAGACGCGAUGGUCACCUCAUGUCUAGACAUGCUACGAGUUGAUAAAGACAUUGAUUCUUUCAUUCUUUCAUAUUGUGAUUGUACAUUUGGGUGAAUGUAUACAAACAUUAGUGCCAUUCGGCAUGUAUGAUUGCUCAUGCAAUCCAUUUUUGUGGUUAUUGAUUCUUGGUUUUUUUGGUUAUUGUAGUUUUACGAAAAAAAGAUGCUUGGUUUUAUCGUCUUGUACACGUUUACUCUUUUGUAGACGACAAUAUAGCUUGACGUUACCACUU